Exophiala spinifera is the source of this 990-nucleotide messenger RNA. RefSeq lists its product as uncharacterized. Lineage: Eukaryota; Fungi; Ascomycota; Eurotiomycetes; Chaetothyriales; Herpotrichiellaceae. The record is from RefSeq and is a predicted model, not a curated record. The transcript has a single exon. Bases 1 to 990 code for a protein of 329 amino acids.
AUGGCCCGACCGGCAUCCGACACCUUCACCCGCUUCACCUCGACCACUCCACACGCCAUGCAGCGACCCUCGUCGUCGUCCACCACAUUUACUUACCAGCCCGCCUCACGGCCAUCCUCGACACCAUCAUCAUCAUCACCGUCAGCACAAUCUCCACGCUCCACACCCUCGCACAACGAAACACCCCAGGAAAAGGUCGCGCGUCUCCGCGCCGCCGCCCGGCUCGCCCGCGACCAAGCGUCGUCGUCGCCUCUAGAACGGGUGAUCGAGGGUGGACGGGUGUGGGCCGACCGUGCCCACCGCUUCACGGCCUAUGGUCUCAUCCUGUUCGCCGGGGUGACGGUCGUGGUCGCGGCCUACGGAACGACGAGCCUCAUCGCGCACAACCGCCGCCAGAAACGGGCGUGGAUCGAACGGGAACUCGACCGCCUCGACGCCGCGCGACAGGCCUUCCUCCGCGGCGACGCCACGGCCGAACAGCUCCACCUCCUCGAGCAGGAGCGGGCUGGCGAGGAGAUGGAGGCGGCGCGGAAACGCGAGGUCGAGCGCAAGAAGAGCGAGAGCUACUGGAGCAGGCUGAAGAGCAUCAUGAGCGCCAACGCCGCCGCGGGCCAGAUGGGUACCGAGACCGAGGAGGAGAAGCAAGAGCGUGAAGCCCGGCGGGCGAGGAGGCAGCAGAGGUCCAGUUCCCCCUCCGCGACCGACGAGACCUUUGUCGAGGGCGAGGUCAGACCUGUCGCUGUGACGUCGACGAACGUCAAGGGCGUCGGACUCGACGCCAAGGGCCGCCCUGUGCCGUUGGAUAAGAUGGAAUACGUCAAGGCCGCGGCCGGGGAUGAGCUAAGGCCUGGCGAGAACGAGGUCGUCCCACGGACGGCCCCGGUGGGAGGACCUCUGGACCAGCUUGCCGAUAAUGUCUCACGGGCCGUGGUGUCCCCUUCGACGCAGAGUCAAGGGUGGCUGAGCUGGCUGAGAGGGAGUAAAUCUUAG